Molecule: messenger RNA, 7859 nt
Organism: Myripristis murdjan (pinecone soldierfish)
Lineage: Eukaryota; Metazoa; Chordata; Actinopteri; Holocentriformes; Holocentridae
Gene: mcf2la
Product: mcf.2 cell line derived transforming sequence-like a
Exons: 34
Coding region: 30-3701 (1223 amino acids)
Biological process (GO): positive regulation of Rho protein signal transduction; intracellular signal transduction
Cellular component (GO): cytoplasm
Molecular function (GO): guanyl-nucleotide exchange factor activity; protein binding
Source: RefSeq, a predicted model, not a curated record
UGCACAUAGGGAUACUAUGAAACACAUACAUGCACACAAACACACACGCAGAUAUGACGAUGUCUCUUCUGGAGUUAAUUCAAGAAGCCCAAGUCGUGCUGAGUCGCCUGCUUCACAAUGUGUCUGUGUCUGUCAGCCUGUUGACCCAGAGACACACACGCAGGAGCUAUGGACUGAGCUGCAGAACAGAUGACAUUAUGCAGAGGGAGAAUGGUCUUCUGUGUGCAGCAGAAAUUGGCUCUGAACUCCAGAAGCAGUUCGCCUUCCUCCCAGGGGGCCGCGGGGCGAAUGGCAGCCCCAUCAUCAUCUUCCCAGAAUUCCCUGAUUUCAGCGAGCUGGAUGAGGAGGAGGUCCAAAAUGUCUUCAACUACCUGACCAAUGUCCCAAGUGUUGCAUCAAGUGGAGUGGGCUUCAUCUUGGUCAUCGACAGACGACUGGACCGAUGGGCCGCUGUCAAGGCCACCCUGCUCCGUAUCGCAGGCUCAUUUCCAGGGAACUUACACUUGGUUCUGGUGUUGCGUCCCACUACAUUGCUCCAGCGGACUCUGUCGGACUUCCUCUUCAAGUUCAACAAGGAUGAGUUUAAAAUGAAGGUGGUGAUGCUGAGUUCGGUGACUGAGCUCCAUGCCUACAUCGACCCAGCACAACUGACCACAGAGCUGGGGGGCACGCAGGAGUACUGCCAUGACACCUGGAUCUCACACCGCACUGCCAUCGAGGCAUUCGCCCUCAUGGUGAAGACCACAGCACAGACCCUGCAGGCGUUUGGCACUGAGCUUGCAGAGACCGAAUUGCCCAACGAUGCCGAGGCCACCACCAACCUGCUGCACACACACACCUUGAAGAAGGAUCACAUGAAGGAGGACCUGCAGGUGGCGUUGUCUCAGGGAGGGAGACUGUUGGGGUGUAUCAACGAACCUUUGCAGGAGGACCCUGAUUACAGCAUGAGCCAUGACGAGCUGGAAAACCUGGCCACCGUACAGAGACUCCUGGGUCAGCUGGAUGAGACGGAGACGGCGUUCGACGAUUUCUGGGAGCGCCACCGCACCAAGCUUGAACAGUGCCUGCAGCUCCGCCAUUUUGAACAGCACUUCCGUGAAGUGCGUGCCCAGCUGGAUGUGAUGUUGGAGCGGUUGUGUGGUUUCUCUGAGGUCAGCAUAAGCCCCGCCCACGCUGACCACGUCCUCCGAGAGCUCAGCAGCCAUGAGGAGAAGGCCUGUGAUGUGUUGGACCGUGCCCUGUCCCUGGCCAGUGAAGGUGACAGUCUUAUAGAAAACUCCCACUACGCUGAGGACUGCAUCAGGCCAAAGUGCAGUGAGCUGAGAGGAGUGUGUGAGGAGAUCAGCUCCACUCUGAGGAGCAAGAAGAACCUCCUCCUCAAAGCAAUGGAGCUCCACCAUGCUCUGGAGAAGGCGUUGCGGUGGUGUGAGGAGGGCAUCUACCUGUUGGCCUGCCAGCCGGUGGACCGCUGCCAGUCUCAGGAUGGAGCGGAGGCGGCCCUGCAGGAGCUGGAGCGUUACCUGGACACCGGGCCGCUGCACACCCUCACUGACCUCAGCGCCAUCUGCUGCCAGUACGAGGCGGUGCUCACCCCUCAGCUCAGGGACCAGGUGGAGAAAGUUUUCCAGAAGCAGGGCUCUGUCCAGGAGAUGUUUGAGAAGAGACGGGUCAGCCUGAAGAAACUGGCCGCCAAGCAGACCAGACCAGUCCAACCAGUAGCACCGAGGCCUGAGAUCAAGUCCCCGCUCUCCUCUCCUGAUCAAAGGAGAAAAGAGAGGAGAUACUCUGAGGACAAUGUGUUGAAUGGAAUCUGCAAAAAGGCUGAGUCUCCUUUGCACAACGGCGGCACCAGACAUGCUUCCCUCUCAGAAGAAGAAGAAAACCUGGCAGUCCUCCGACGCCAUGUGAUGAAUGAGCUGCUGGAGACAGAGAGAGCGUAUGUGGAGGAGCUGCUGUGUGUGCUGGAGGGUUAUGCAGCAGAGAUGGACAACCCAGCCAUGGCUCAUCUCAUCCCCAGCACCCUGCUUGCCAAGAAAGACGUCCUGUUUGGCAACAUGCCUGAGAUCUACCAGUUUCACAAGAGGACAUUUUUGAAGGAACUGGAAGCGUACACUGACUGCCCUGAACUGGUGGGCCGCUGCUUCUUAGAAAGGAUGAAUGACCUGCAGAUCUACGAGGCAUACUGCCAGAACAAACCUCGCUCCGAGAGCCUAUGGAGACAGUGCUCUGACUGUGCCUUCUUCCAGGAGUGCCAGAAGAAGCUGGAACAUAAACUGGGCUUGGACUCCUACCUCCUUAAACCUGUCCAGAGAAUAACCAAGUACCAGCUACUGCUCAAGGAGUUACUGAAGUACAGUAGAGGCUGUGAUGGCUGUGAUGACCUACAGGCAGCACUUUCCUCCAUUCUGGGGAUCUUGAAGGCCGUUAAUGACUCCAUGCACCUCAUCGCCAUCACAGGAUAUGAGGGUAACCUGUCUGAGCUUGGUCGCCUGCUGAUGCAGGGCUCCUUCAGUGUGUGGACGGAGCACAAGAAAGGUCAUGCCAAGGUCAAGGACUUGGCUAGGUUCAAACCCAUGCAGAGGCACUUGUUCCUGCACGAGAAGGCCCUGCUCUUCUGUAAGAGGAGAGAAGAGAAUGGCGAGGGCUACGAGAAAGCCCCGUCCUACAGCUUCAAACACUCCCUCAGUAUGAGUGCGGUGGGCAUUACCGAGAAUGCGAAAGGAGACAACAAGAAGUUUGAAAUCUGGUGCAACUCCAGAGAAGAGGUUUUUAUUGUUCAGGCUGCAACACCGGAGAUUAAAUCGGCUUGGGUGAACGAGAUCCGCAAAGUUCUGACAGAACAGCUCAAAGCAUGCAGAGAAGCCAGUCAACAGAAGAGCUCAGACUCUGUUUCCCCCAGUCCCACCAGCAACAAUACCACCAUCUCCCUCAGCCCAUUCCGUAGUAGCAAUCAGAAGAACCAGAAGAAACAAGAGGAGAAGAAGGCGGAGCCAAGCCCAGUCUCUGACCCCAACUCCUCACCAAAACACAAAGAUGAACCAGUGACCAGUCCGACCACUGACAGGUCCUCAGUGGCUAAAAAGCGCUUUACUUUGCAGGGCUUCAGCAAUCUCAAGAGUCAGAAAGACUCUCUGCCUCCUGGUGGCUCAGUCCUGAGCCCCGAGCACUGCUCCAAACGCCAUUUGGUCAAGAGUGACCCUACACCGUUUGGGUUCAAAGAACCUGGUCCUCAUGUCACUUUGAGCAGGGUCAAAUGGAUGAGUACCUCUAGCCUGUUACAAAGUAAGAGGCGAGGCUGGAACAAGGCAUCUCUCUCAGUGGAUGCCUCAGAGGAGCAUGAUGGGUACUCCAGUGGCGAGGACCCCAUGAACUCUGACCCUGAGGACGAGGCAGGAAAGAAGCUGGCUCCAGGAAAGUACACAGUGGUAGCGGACUGUGAGAAGGCCGGGCCUCAGGAGCUGUCCGUCAAGAGUGGAGACAUGGUUCAGCUAAUCAAAGAAGGAGAGGAUGGACAGUGGUUUGUGAAGAACCUUCGGACCACCAAGGAAGGCUGGGUGGCAGCAGCAAACCUCCUCACCCUCAUCUCUGAGUCCAAGUCCUCCCAGUCCCUCAGCAGCUCAGAUGGCAGUGUGUCCGGGAACCUCAGCACUUCCUCCAGCUGCAGCGAGACCUACACCAGCUUCUCCGAUAUCAAACCCUGACCCCGGCUCCCAUCGAGCUCCGUCACUCAAAUGGAAACCCACGAGCUGAACUGAGCAGGACGCCCCUGCAGCUGAACCCGACCAGGACGGUGACAUGGCAGCACUGUGCCCGUCCCACAGCGUCCACAGUGUUACCUGCCGGAGCCCCCGGCGUUUUAUCUUCCAGUGUUAACCACACCCAUCUUUUCCUGGACAGUCACAGUCAGCCUGAUCCCACAUGAAAUCCAGCUCCCCUCUGCACCAGGGUGUGCCAGGGUUAGACUGACAGAUCACUUUUACAUGAUGGCCUUAAUGCUGUUCUAUUAUUAUUAUUAUUUUUUAAUGAUCAGAUUAAAGAGAUACUUGAGAUCAGAUACUGUCGACUUAAAUCCAAAAUUUUAUCAGUCAACUAACUUUUGGUGUAUCCUCACUGUAAUCCUGUUGAAUCCUACUGAAAACUCUUUCAGUAGAAUUAGGACUCUCUAGUAUUAUCAUUAUUAUUAUUUUUAAUUAUUAUUAUUAUUAUUUUUUGUUUUGUUUUGUUUGUUUUUUUUUCCAGACAAUAACACAAGGUAAUAUCCAAAAAUGAAAUCCACUACACAACAAAAACAUAUCAAAACAGUAAAUAAUUAGACAGUGAAUGAUUUUUUUUAAAAUAAAUGUUUUGCAUCAAAAUGGUCAAAUUUGGAGACUGUCGAAGCUAAAUAUUAUCAGUUGAAGGCAGCUUCCUAUAAUAUAAAAAUGUCUGUUUUUUUAUUGACUGUCAAAAGCAUCUAUCAGUCCAACCCUACCUGUAUGUGCACCCCCGUCCCAAACAGCGUGCCCUCCUCUCCAACUACCAACCCUGGAAAAAAAAAAAGAUUGGAGCCCCGCUCAGAGUUUCAGCCCAGUGACAGACUGGAGUGUGAAGCAUCCUGCAGAUAUCAGACAUGGUAUUUCACAUGCUGCAUCGGCUUUCGUGUCAAAUAUUAAUGGGACGCUGUGAAAUGUGGCAGCCGGCUGCAACAACAGCCACUUGGAGCACGCCCUGCAGCGUUAGCGGGCAAACGUGCAGGGCAUCAGCCUGGAAAUCCUAAAGCGUUCCCGUGGUCCGACACGUCCAGCACGCAGGUGAUUCUGACUCGAUUCUGUUUCACAGAGCGGCAUCACUCUGUGGCCGGCUUUUCAUUUCCCCUGUUCAAGCAUGCUGACAUAAUGCUGCGUUCAGGUCAUACCGGAAAAAUGGUAAUGGUGAGCUUCCUGUUGGGAAAUACUCUUUACCUCAGCUUUCACCUCCUUAGGAGUCUGGCUUUUUGUCACACAAUUGCAGGUCUUUAAAUGCCACAGCAGGACGCAGCCACUUGCUGCACUAUUUGGGUUACUGUAAAAAGUGAAUCUGGCUGGAAGUGGAAAUGUAUUCCAAGUGAAAACACCAGAGCGAACACAAAAACUGCAGUCAUGGCACUUUUAUAUUUGCCAAUGUUUUUGGACGUGCGUGCACUGGAAAAUCUUUUAAACCGUAUGACCUGAAUGCAACAUAACAGCCGUGUGUGUGUGUUUUUUUUUUUUUUUUUAAUUAGAUGAAUCCAGACCUGCACUGUAACCUAAAGCACUACCUGGUGGUCAUAUGUCCUCACAACAACCCGCACCUCAAACUACACACACACACACACACACACAAACAUCUGAGGUGGCAGACAGUGGAGAAUCUUGGAACAGAGCAAACUACCUUCCUGUAAGAGGGAGGCUUCUUUUUAGGACUGAUCCAUCAUGGACUUAUCUCUCAGGAACUCCAAGAAGUUGUGCGGGUAUGCGGGUGUGACUGCAUGCCUGCUUGCAAACAACUGUGUGUGUGUGUUUGUGUGUGUGUGUGCGCAUUCUUGCAUAUGUGUGUGGGUGUGUCUCCACCACGGACACCCAAAAUAGGCUACACACCCCCAUUUGGUGAAGCUUUCUCCUUGGGAUCUAUAUGGGAUGUUUUUUUUUUUUGUUUUGUUUUUUUGUAUUGGGAUUUGAAUAAUGGUCAGAAUGAAACAUUUAUACAUUUAAAUGACUUCUUUCAAGUCAUUAAAAUGCAGCUUUUGCUGGAUCCCGGUCUCUGGAGGAUCCCGGGACCUGUGUUUUCAGCCAAAGCAACAACCUCCCAUGUAGAUCUAGGUAGACAGUUGUUGCCCCGUGCUCACCUAUCUGUGGUGUGUGAACAAAAGCAGGCUUUGUUCUGCCAGCGCGCUCCCAGCCCCACUCAGACAUGUGACAAUAGCCACUUCUCUACAGGCAGACCUGCUCGACAUGUUUAUAUCACCAGCCUGACAGCACUACCUGUUUAUUUGACACCUAAAUGUAGCGGGGAGAUGGUGGCCGUCUGCUGGAGAGCGGCCAAAAUGAGAGAAAAACGUCAUUUGAGCGUGAAUUAAGCUCAUGGGGAUGAUGAGGAAUAAAGCCAAACCUGGGGAGCCGUGUCAGGCCAUGGAACAACAGAUGCUACCUGCACUAUGUUGUUUACUGGAGGCUGGACAAAACACACACACACACACACACACACACACACACACACACACGCACAGUGAAUCUCUGCUGUUCUGAAUCCUGGGCGUCACUUCUUUUCACAAAUGUUUUUUUUUUUUUUUUUUACAUUUGUACUGUAUCCAGAAGGUGCACUGACAAAUGAGCUCUUCCCUUUUCCAUCCUUAAUGUUUAACCCUUUGAAACCUGAGCAGAUGCAUUUGGUUUCUUUUAAAAAUGUGGGGAAAAAGGCAAUAAGCAGUGACCCAAAACAUUGUGAGAAAUCAGAAAAACAUUACAAGAAAUUUACCCCUUUUUCAUUUGAGCUAAUUUGCAUGUCAUCUUACAAAUUUUCUGCCAAUUUCCUGGUCAUCUCUGGCUGUGCAGCACCUCACCUUUUUUCCUCAUGCAUGCUUUUGCAAGAAAUCAAGCCAGUUUGCUCCGGUUCCGAAGCGCCUCAGGCUGCGUUCCUUUACCAAGAAUUUAAACAGAAGAAAUCUGACGUCCCAUCCAGGUUUCAAAGGGUUAAUGUCGUACACGUAUUAUGGAACGGGGAAAUAAUGAUCACAGUAUAUGCACUGUUGCACUAAAACCCUCCCCAAACUCAAACAAAACUGUGUGUACCAUCAUCAUCAUGUUGGAAGUCAAAGUCCUCUUAAAGGGGUACUUCACCCAUUUUAAAUGAUAUUAUUUAACUAUUUAGCUGUUCUGUAGGACAGUAGUAGUGCUAUCUUCCUUUCAUUGUUACUGAGUGCUGGAUACUGGCUGGAUGCUCCAAAUGCUAACUGUUAGCCUCCUGCCAUUGAGCUUGACUUCCCCCCGGCUAACGUUCUCAAAAACAACCCCCACUACUGUCCUACAUAGCAGCUACAGGACGUGAAUUAUCAACCUUUUGAAAAUGAGUGAACUCCUUUUAACCAUGACCAGCGCUCCUGGUUGUUUCCUGUUUUGUCGCCUUAACUUCCUGAGUGAUUGAACACUGAGAACCACUUUCAGGUAUUCCGGGUCAAAUCCAGUUUAUCACAAGUCCUCCUGCCUCACAGGCCUCCUCUGGUAUCAGACUGUGAGCUGCAGCAGAGCGCAUGCUGUGGACGGCACUCCCUGUCCAUCAGUGUAAGUUGAAGUGUAAGACUGCAAAAUGUAUGUUCCAUGUGUACAGAUGUUCCCCCGCUAUACCUCACAUUGUUAUCCUGUCAGGACGUGUGUAUCGUGAAGCGGAUCAUCUGCUUUCUGUGAAUCUUUGUCUUCUCUGUGUAGGAUUUUACUCACUGUUUGUGGCAUGUUCCUCAUAAGCCCCAAAUCUUCAACGUAAAGCCCUAAGAAAGGCCUUUUUUUUAACAGGCCCUGUUAUAUAUUCUAAGAGUUUCCUCUCUGCCCCCUUCUGGAAGCCAACACGGGCACUAAAAUUGUCAGCGCCUGAUCACAAUCACACAAUUAAGCUUAUUGGAUUAUUUGUACUUUUGGCUCGGAGGCUGGAGAGAUGGUUGUAUUUUUUUGUUCUUCAUGUUAUGCAGCACAUUGCAGCACCUACCCUCUUUAUUUUCCUACUGUACCUACUGAGUAUUGUGUCGAUAUAAAGAUAUUAUAAUGACAAUGAGAUAUGCCUACAUAUCUGUGUAUAUUUCUGUAAAUAUGUAAUUCUCAAUUGUAUGUAAUAUGAAAAGCAGCUUUAAUAAAGUCAGAGAUGGUUUCCUCUUA